Messenger RNA from Colias croceus (clouded yellow), 2228 nucleotides. RefSeq names its product tyrosine 3-monooxygenase (gene ple). NCBI's taxonomy places the organism in Eukaryota, Metazoa, Arthropoda, Insecta, Lepidoptera, Pieridae. The transcript has 8 exons. Gene Ontology annotation, biological process: dopamine biosynthetic process from tyrosine. Gene Ontology annotation, molecular function: tyrosine 3-monooxygenase activity; iron ion binding. Gene Ontology annotation, cellular component: axon; cytoplasm; perikaryon. The coding region runs from base 182 to 1867 and encodes 561 amino acids. The record is from RefSeq and is a predicted model, not a curated record.
CGGUCAUCAUGCAUUGGUCUGUUUGCAAUCCAAAGUUUAGUUAGCUAUUGUAAUACGACAGCUCCAGUCGUAGACAGACAGGCAUCCGCCAGUGGUCGAGACAGAAGGCUCUCGCAGACGUACGCUAGCUAAACGCGCAGUGAACCCUCGUUCAGGCCCCCAGUCCCAAGUGUUGUGCACCAUGGCCGUCGCAGCUGCCCAGAAGAACCGUGAGAUGUUCGCCAUCAAGAAGUCCUACAGCAUCGAGAACGGCUAUCCAUCCCGCCGUCGAUCGCUUGUGGAUGAUGCACGAUUUGAAACACUUGUUGUAAAACAGACCAAACAAAGUGUAUUAGAAGAGGCUCGCGCCCGCGCUAAUGACUCUGGCUUGGAAACUGACUUUAUCCAAGACGUCGCUCAUCUAGGCAACGGUGAUAACACCCCAACCGUUGAAGACGGUACUCAUCAAGACGAAACCAAGAAUGGACAACUUGCAGAUGCUGAUAUCGGUGACGAUGGAGGAAAGAAAGAUGAAGAUUAUACUCUCACCGAAGAAGAGAUAAUUCUUCAAAACGCUGCAAGUGAAAGUCCUGAAGCCGAACAAGUUAUCCAGAAGGCUGCUCUAUUAUUGCGUAUGCGAGAUGGAAUGGGCACCCUCGCUCGCAUCCUUAAAACGAUUGACAACUACAAGGGAAGUGUCGAACAUCUUGAGACAAGACCCUCGCAAGUCUCUGGCAUCCAAUUUGACGCUCUCGUGAAAGUGAGCAUGCCUCGCGUCAACUUACUACAACUCAUCAGGGCACUUCGUCAAUCAACUUCUUUCACUGGUGUCAACCUUCUUUCCGAAAACAAUAUCUCCAACAAAACACCUUGGUUCCCGCGCCACGCUGCCGACCUAGACAACUGCAACCAUCUGAUGACCAAAUACGAGCCGGAACUUGACAUGAACCAUCCUGGAUUUGCUGACAAGGAAUACAGAGAGCGUAGAAAGCAAAUCGCUGAAAUCGCUUUCGCGUACAAAUACGGAGACCCAAUCCCAUCCAUCUCUUACAGUGAAUCGGAGAAUUCCACUUGGCAGCGAGUGUUCAACACUGUUUUGGACCUUAUGCCUAAACACGCCUGCAGGGAAUACAAAGCCGCGUUCAACAAGUUGCAAGAGGCUGAUAUCUUUGUGCCCCACCGCAUUCCUCAACUCGAGGAUGUGAGUAACUUCCUUCGCAAGCACACCGGGUUCACGCUGCGCCCUGCUGCUGGUCUACUUACUGCUCGCGACUUCUUGGCUUCUCUCGCUUUCCGUGUCUUCCAAUCUACUCAAUACGUCCGCCACGCUAACUCUCCCUUCCACACGCCUGAACCUGACUGCAUCCAUGAACUUCUCGGACACAUCCCGCUAUUGGCCGACCCUAGCUUUGCUCAAUUUUCACAAGAAAUCGGAUUAGCUUCUCUUGGCGCUUCGGACUCGGAAAUCGAAAAGCUAUCAACUGUAUAUUGGUUCACUGUUGAAUUCGGUCUUUGCAAAGAAAACCAGCAACUGAAGGCUUACGGUGCGGCUCUUCUGUCCUCUAUCGGGGAACUGCUUCACGCAUUGAGCGACAAACCUGAAUUGAGGCCAUUCGAACCCGCAUCCACAUCCGUACAGCCCUACCAAGACCAAGAAUACCAACCAAUCUACUACGUCGCUGAAAGCUUCGAAGACGCCAAAGAUAAAUUCAGACGCUGGGUGUCAACUAUGUCACGACCAUUCGAGGUCCGCUUCAACCCACACACCGAGCGCGUGGAGGUGCUCGACUCCGUGGACAAACUGGAGACUCUCAUCUGGCAACUGAACACGGAGAUGCUGCACCUCACCAACGCCGUGAAGAAGAUGAAAGGCACGCAUUUCGAAUGAACGCACCCAAAACCCGACCGGAUACCUACCCGCACACGGCAUGGCCGUCCUGUAUAGCUAGUGAUAUUAUAGAUGUAAGACUGUUAACGUGUGGAGCGUGUGAGAGAGAGUGAUAACCAUUGGAUGGUACUUCGUUGAAUUCCUUUUGUACCUUAUUAUUUAUUAUGCCGAGCUCAUUGCCCGGGCCUCGGAAAUCGCGCGGUCAUCCCGAUUGCCCAUUUAAGGAGACCGCGUCCGUUUCGCGAGACCUUAACUAUUUUACUAGUAUUAAUUUAUAAUUUAAUGAAAAACACAAACAAAUAAAAAUGGAGCACCAAAAAAGUGUAAAAAAUCAAACAGUAAAUAUAUGUGUUUGAGUGGA